This is a messenger RNA of Penicillium arizonense, 369 nucleotides long. RefSeq names its product GNAT family N-acetyltransferase. NCBI's taxonomy places the organism in Eukaryota, Fungi, Ascomycota, Eurotiomycetes, Eurotiales, Aspergillaceae. The record is from RefSeq and is a predicted model, not a curated record. Gene Ontology annotation, molecular function: acyltransferase activity, transferring groups other than amino-acyl groups. The coding region runs from base 1 to 369 and encodes 122 amino acids. The transcript is spliced from 2 exons.
AUGGUUUCAUCAGAUAAGGAAAGUCUCCCCCCGGGAUACAUUCUUCAUGACGGGUUCCCUUCAGUCCCUGAAUACGUCCAUCUCCGCUCCGCUGCAGGAUUAUCGCCAAAGACUCCAUCCCAGGCUGCAGCAAUCCCAACAGGGAGCUGGUAUUUCCAUAUUGCGGACAUGGCCGUUCACCCGGACCACCAGAAGAGGGGACUCGGAGAUGCUGUUCUCAAGGCUUUGCUCGCGAAGAUCAAACAGGAUGCUCCGGCAGAUGGCGAGCCUUAUGUUUCGUUGUUGGCUGAUGGGCCGGGUCGACCUUUGUAUGUGAAGAAUGGGUUUGUGGAGAGUGCGCCAGAGUCACUCGGCAUGAUAUUGAAAUGA